This is a messenger RNA of Erpetoichthys calabaricus (reedfish), 1742 nucleotides long. It is a transcript of the gene bcap29, whose product is annotated as B cell receptor associated protein 29. Lineage: Eukaryota; Metazoa; Chordata; Cladistia; Polypteriformes; Polypteridae. The record is from RefSeq and is a predicted model, not a curated record. The transcript has 8 exons. Bases 182 to 910 code for a protein of 242 amino acids. Gene Ontology annotation, cellular component: endoplasmic reticulum membrane; endoplasmic reticulum. Gene Ontology annotation, biological process: intracellular protein transport; endoplasmic reticulum to Golgi vesicle-mediated transport.
GUGACGUCACGAGCAGAGAGUACUGAAGGGAAGUAGGCGCGGUGGUAAUGUGCGGUAGUUUGAUAGUGCGUCUUAGGGACGGCUUUACAAUUAAUCGUUCCCAAAAAUCACUUUGACAGGGAGACGGGUAUCGUUUCUCGAAAAAUAAUCUAGCUGGCGAGUGACGAUUAGAACUCUGAAAAUGACUCUCCAGUGGACGGCUGUUGCAACAUUUCUGUACAUUGAAAUUGGAAUACUGCUCUUUCUCUGUUUGCCGUUUAUUUCGGCAGUGAGGUGGCAGAAAAUUUUCAGGUUUAGGAUCUGGGAAUGUAUAGCUCCGUAUUGGAACAAAGGCUUCCUUACAAUGAUUAUUGUACUGAUUGUUCUAUUUAUUGAUGCUGUUCGAGAAGUAAGAAAGUAUUCUGGGGCUGAAGCUAACAAAGAAACUAAACUCCAUCCAAAUAUGUUUGAUCACCUCCAUAUGAAGCUAUUCCGAGCCCAGAGAAAUCUCUAUAUCUCUGGCUUCUCUCUUUUUCUAUGGCUGAUGCUUAGGCGUGUUGUGACUCUUAUCACACUCUUAGCAAAUACACAAGAGACCAGACAUGUUUUAAAGACUCAAGCUGAGAUGUCUGAAGAAGCCAUCAAAAAAUACAAGGAGGAAAAUGAAUAUUUAAGAAAGACUUUAGAAAUUGGAAAAGUCACAGUAAGAGACACAAACUUUGUGGCAGAACACAACAUGAUGAAAAAUGAAGUAGAGGAGCUUAAGACUGAACUGGAGAAAACAUCACAAGCCCUAAAAAAAUCAACAGCUGAUUCAGAGGUAAUACGAAUGGAAACUCAUAACAUCACUAGAGAAUAUGAUCGACUCUUGGUGGAAUAUGCAAAGCUACAGAAUCAGGUAGAGGAAAAGAGUGAUAAGAAGGCUCAGUGAACAUUAAACAUGGGCUUUAACCUGUCUGUCCAGGAUUCGGUGAUUCUGACAUAUACUUCACAGUUUCAAAUUUACCUUUUACUGUGAUAAAAAUUUGCAAAAAGCAGUAAUUACAAAAGUCAACCUUAAUGAAAAGGAUGUUGUGAACAUUAUGAAGUUCGAGUAACCAGUUCAAACUACAGCAGUGCAGAUCUGUACAGUGUUAUAUACUAAAUUAUUUUACUUGUUAAGACAGCAUGAAGUUAAUGCAAACAAUUAGACUUUGCAUAUACUUUUUUGCUUAGUGUUCAUUUAUCCAACCAUGCAUUAUUGUGAAAACACUGCAUUCAGUACAAUGUAACAGAUAGUGAGGGGUUAUCUUAGCAGCUGUGGAUGCUUUUCAAGAAGCAACCUGGGACAUUGUGCAAGAAUGCCAAAGUUUUGUUGAAAGAAUUCCAAAAUUCUCCCAGAUAUAAGGUAUAUUAUGUGAGUAGAUCAGUACUUGGACUUGGUAUACAUAUGCUUUAAUUUAAACCAUUUUACUACUUCCAGACUACAUUUUUGUGUAAGCAUAGUGCUUAAAUAUUGCUCCUCGUUUACUUUUUAAGAUAAUUAUCUGUUGUCUAAGUAGAAUCAAUGGAAAGGUUGAUAUUUUUCCUUAUUCGUUUAGUAUGUAAAAUGUGACAGAAAAUUUCAGCUUUGUUUAUAUUCCAGAAAUAGCUUUUACAAUAGAAAUCCAUUCUGCUUUUUUCAUUUCAGUAUCAUGUCAUAAAAAAAAUGAUUUCUGGGAUUUCACACUUUUAAAACAUUAGCGGAAUUAGACACAUGUAACACAAUUUGUAUAAGAAUGUGU